Molecule: messenger RNA, 1203 nt
Organism: Plasmopara halstedii
Lineage: Eukaryota; Oomycota; Peronosporomycetes; Peronosporales; Peronosporaceae
Product: pci domain-containing protein 2
Exons: 4
Coding region: 1-1203 (400 amino acids)
Biological process (GO): post-transcriptional tethering of RNA polymerase II gene DNA at nuclear periphery; transcription elongation by RNA polymerase II; poly(A)+ mRNA export from nucleus
Cellular component (GO): transcription export complex 2
Molecular function (GO): RNA binding; double-stranded DNA binding
Source: RefSeq, a predicted model, not a curated record
AUGAAGCUUGCGGCAUUCGUGGAUCGCGUGGAGGCAGCAAUUGCCAGCCAGGACGGUAAAUUAAUGGCACAAAUGCUGAGACUGACGGGUGGGUGUGCAGAUGUGGAACUGCAUGCGCUUACGGCGCAACAAGUUGCACAAACUUGCCAAAAUCUACUGACGCGCUUCGACGGAUACGCUGAGGUCGUGGCGGGCAUAAUUGAAGCGUGCAAGCACUUAAGUUUGCAGAGUUAUACGAAAGCCUAUAGUGCACAGAUCGGUGCUGUUAUAAAAUUUAUGGAGAUGUUUAGAGAGGAAACUAAUUGGGUCAUGCCCUUCCUCCACGUGCUUUUUGUGGAUACGCGGCUGCUGGCUGCUCGGGCGGACAACGAAGCCUCACAGACAACAGGGGACGAAAUUCACGACAGUUUACGCAGUGCGGAACAGCAUCUAAAGAAAGGAUUUGCUAUGGCAGCGAAUGACCGAGCUCCGCUUGAGUACAACAAGAAGAUAGGUGCAUUAUUUAUCGUAAAUCAGCUUUUCAAGAUUUAUUUCAAGCUCAAUAUGAUCCACUUGUGUCGCAAUCUUAUCCGGGCUGUUGAGGGCCCAGCCUUUCCAAAAUUUGAGCUAUUUGACAUGAGCGACAAGGUAACGUACCAAUAUUACGUGGGCCGAAUUUCCAUGUUUGAAGACCAAUAUCAGAAGGCAGAGAAGUGUCUUGACUAUGCGUGGAAGCACUGUCAUCGUAGCAAGAUACGCAACAAGCGCAUGAUUCUGCAGUUUCUUGUACCAGUAAAGCUGUUGCUUGGUAUAAUGCCUUCGCCCAAAUUGCUUUCUGAUUUUGGACUUGAGGAGUACUCGGGUCUCACGGACGCCAUUCGUGGUGGUAAUCUGCAUCUUUUUACGGAGUAUUUGGCUCGUUACCAGGACAAAUUUAUCCAGCAAGGCGUGUAUCUUUUGAUUGAAAAACUUCGCCUCUUGGUUCUAAGAAAUCUAUUCAAGAAAGUCUAUUUGAUUCAGCAAAAUCACCAAUUGCAAAUGCAAGACUUUCAGCUGGCGCUGAAGGUUGCUACCGGGCGCUCUAUGGAGAUGGAUGAGAUUGAGUGCGUUCUCACAAACCUUAUUUUCAAGGGCUACAUCAAAGGGUAUAUGUCGCACAUGAAAAAAAUCCUUGUGGUUAGCAAAACACAGCCAUUUCCUUCAAUAUUGGAUGUGUCAAAAUAA